Molecule: messenger RNA, 321 nt
Organism: Staurois parvus
Lineage: Eukaryota; Metazoa; Chordata; Amphibia; Anura; Ranidae
Source: the annotation of a GenBank genome assembly
GUCAUAUGAUCAGCUGUGUCCAAUCACAGCUGAUCACAUGGGACAUGUACACUGAUCAUCAGGGCACUGAUGAUCAGUGUGCCCUGAUGAUCAGUGUGGCCCCAGAAGUGCCACCUGUCAGUGUUCAUCAGUGCCACGUGCCAGUGCCCAUCAGUGCCACGUGCCAGUGCCCAUCAGUGCCACAUCAAUGCCACAUAUCAGUGCCCAUCUGAGCUGCCUUUCAAUGUCACCCAUCAGUGCCAGUCAGUGCCACCUAUCAAUGCCAAUCAGUGCCACCUAUCAGUGCUGCCAAUCAGUGCCAGUCAGUGUCGCCUAUCAGUG